Rasamsonia emersonii CBS 393.64 is the source of this 2985-nucleotide messenger RNA. RefSeq names its product Signal transduction protein BroA. Bases 1 to 2985 code for a protein of 994 amino acids. Lineage: Eukaryota; Fungi; Ascomycota; Eurotiomycetes; Eurotiales; Trichocomaceae. Gene Ontology annotation, molecular function: protein binding. Gene Ontology annotation, cellular component: endosome. The record is from RefSeq and is a predicted model, not a curated record. The transcript has 4 exons. Gene Ontology annotation, biological process: protein transport to vacuole involved in ubiquitin-dependent protein catabolic process via the multivesicular body sorting pathway.
AUGGUCCAGUCGCCCAUGCUGUCAUGUCCGCUCAAGCAGACCAACGAGAUCGACUGGGUCCAGCCCCUCAAGGACUACAUCAGGACCGCAUACGGCGACGAUCCCGAGCGCUACCACGAAGAAUGCACUACCCUGAAUCGGCUCCGGCAGGAUAUGAGAGGGGCGGGCAAGGACAGCGCGUCGGGGCGAGAUCUAUUAUACCGAUACUACGGCCAGCUAGAGCUUCUGGACCUCAGGUUUCCCGUCGAUGAGAACCAUAUCAAGAUUUCCUUUACAUGGUAUGAUGCCUUCACCCACAAAGCCACCUCCCAGUACUCCCUCGCCUAUGAAAAAGCCUCCAUCAUCUUCAACAUCUCCGCCGUCCUCUCCUGCCAUGCUGCGAAUCAGAACCGCGCCGAGGACAUUGGUCUCAAGACGGCCUAUCAUUCCUUCCAAGCCUCUGCGGGCAUGUUCACCUAUAUCAACGAAAACUUCCUGCACGCGCCGUCGACGGACCUGAGCCGCGAAACGAUCAAGACCCUCAUAAACAUCAUCCUAGCCCAGGCCCAGGAGGUGUUCCUGGAGAAGCAGGUCGCGGACGAAAAGAAACCCGGGUUUCUUGCAAAGCUGGCCAGCCAAUCGGCCUAUCUGUAUUCGCAGGCGGCCGAUGCGGUCCAGGAAUAUGUCAGCAAAGGCAUCUUUGAGAAGGUUUGGGGGAUUGUCGUGCAGGCCAAGGCAUCUCACCUUUCGUCCAUCGCCAGCUAUUAUCAGGCGAUCGCCGAUGCGGAGAGUGGAUCCCAUGGCGUUUCCAUUGCACGACUGCAGCUGGCUGAGAAGCUGUCGACUGCAGCCCUGAACUGGGCCAAAUCUUUUUCCAUCCUCAGUUCCGGCGACCGCGAACUUGCCUCCAGAUGCGGGAGCGAGCUUGACGGAGAUCAUCAAGCGUCAUCUCACCCGGACAACGAUUUCAUCUACCACCAGCCGGUUCCUAAUGAAGCGGGACUGUCUGCGGUCGCGAAGCUGCCCGCGGCGAAAGCCAUCCCCGUCAGUGAGCUGUAUCAGGGGCAGGACAUUCAACGGAUAAUCGGCCCGGAUAUCUUCCAGAAACUAGUGCCCAUGUCCGUCACCGAGUCAGCGAGUCUGUAUGACGAGGAGAAGGCGAAGCUGAUCCGCGCAGAGACGGAAAAGGUGGAGACGGCCAAUGGCGAGAUGGCGGCCAGUCUGGACUAUCUCAAGCUGCCGGGCAGUCUCAAUAUCCUUAAGGGAGGCAUGGACCAGGAAAUGACGGUGGAUGAAGAAUUCCGGCUGUGGUGCGAAGAGCUCUCCGGCCACGAGCUAUUCCACAAAAAGUUCGAUGAGUUGCAGGAGCACAAGGCAGCAAUACUCGAGAUCCUGGACCGAUGUACGAGGCAGCUUGAUAUGGAGGAGAGCGUGUGUGAGAAGAUGCGAUCGAAAUACGGCGCCGAUUGGUCUCAGCAGCCCAGUUCACGGCUCAACGCCACGCUCCGCAGCGACAUUCGAAGUUAUCGGGAUACAAUCAACGAAGCGAGCACGAGUGAUGCACAGCUGAUGGCCACGAUGAAACAAUACGAAGCUGAUUUUGAUGAAAUGCGCUCGGCCGGCGAGACAGACGAAGCCGACGUUCUGUUCCAGCGGGCCAUGAUCAAAGCGGGAGCGAAACAGAAAUCAAGUCGGAACGGACAAGCCAGUCCCUACUCUCCUCCUGCGGAAGGAAGUCUCCUGGAUGAUGUUGAGGACGAGGGGAAGAAAUCUGUCGCAGAGCAGAUCGCGAAGGUCGAGGAGCUUUUGAAGAAACUCAAUCUGGUGAAACGGGAGCGGGCGCAAGUCUUGAAGGACUUGAAAGAGAAGGUCCACGAAGAUGACAUCUCAAAUGUCCUCAUCCUCAACAAGAAAUCCUUGGGCAGCGGGCAGGAGAACCAGCUGUUUCAGGCCGAACUGGAGAAGUUCCGGCCGCACCAGAAUCGCAUCAUCCAAGCAAAUCACAAGCAGGCAUCGCUGAUGAAAGAACUGACCAAGACGUACGGGGAUCUGCUGCAGGACAAGCGGGUUCGAGCCGAGCAGUCCAAGUACGAGGCGAUCACGCGGCAGCGAAAUAUGGUGAUGGCGCGCUACAGAAAGGUCUACAACGCAUUUCGCGAGCUGGUCUCGGGGCUCGCCCAGGCGCAGAGCUUCUACACUGAAAUGCGAGAGACCGUGGAAAGUCUCCGGAAGAACGUCGAUACCUUUGUCAACAACCGACGAUCCGAAGGGGCGCAGCUUCUCAACCAGAUCGAGCGCGACAAGGCCAGCAGUGCCUCGGGACAAGAGGAUCGAGAGCGGGAAAAACUGAGACAGUUGAUGGAGCGCCUGUCAACGGAGCCGGCACCGUCGUCGUCGUCACCGUCGAAGCAAAAACCGCCGCCUCCUGCCAAGGGGAAUUCCCAUUCGAGCGGCACUAAGUCUCCUCCUGUCUCAUCGCCCCAUUAUCCGUCUGCUGCUCCGGCCUCGCAUGCUGGAGCACCUCCAUCACAGCCUCCUGCACCAUAUCCACAGUAUAUACCGUCCGCCGUGCCCGCGCCGUACUACCCGGGACAGCAACCAUUCCAGCAGGGAGCGGCAACUCCACUGUCUGAGGGGUACAAUCCAAUGGCAUAUCCGUACCAAACACCCGUCUCUCCGCCACCGAACCAGCAGUACUUUUCGACAGCAACGCCAUCCCCGUAUGGCGGCUAUCCGCCAAGUGCCACGGCCAUUCCUCCUCCGUCCCAUACGCCGCAGUUCAUCCCGCCUGGGUAUAUUCCACCGCCUCCGCCGCCACGUCCGCAGACGACAUAUCCGGCCACGACGGGGCCGUAUCCGUCGGGGCCGGGGGGGUAUGCGCAGAGCAGGCCGUACGGGACGAGCCAGCAUCACCACAAAACGUCACAAUCGCAGUCGCAACAACAGCAACAGCAACAGCAAUCAUCACCGAAUGAUCCAUGGGCGGGGCUGAAUGCAUGGAAGUGA